Colletotrichum navitas is the source of this 1178-nucleotide messenger RNA. RefSeq names its product thioesterase superfamily protein. Bases 248 to 1138 code for a protein of 296 amino acids. The record is from RefSeq and is a predicted model, not a curated record. Lineage: Eukaryota; Fungi; Ascomycota; Sordariomycetes; Glomerellales; Glomerellaceae. The transcript is spliced from 3 exons.
GUGCUACGAUUACUUGCCCCAGCGCUAUAUGUACUUGCAUCAUAUAGCCUCAAUUGGUGCAUAUACUAGGUACAUCCCUCGAUACACGCUGUAGUGAUGCUAUACUACUAUCAGUGCCUUAUCGGGGCUAUCGCGGACAUGCUGCGUUCUCCUACCCAACCCUCAACCAACUCUAGCUGCAUCUUUUCAGCCUGCGAACUUGUUGUUCCUGCCUGGAGCCUCGCCACCUCAUGAAGUGGUCGCAAUCAUGACAACACCACUUGUUCUGUCGAAGCGGCUGCCUAGGCCGUCCGCAUGGCCUGCUCUGACGGUGCAAACCCAUAUGUUGCAGUCAUCUGGCCGCUUUCGUCAGGUGUGUAUUCGACGCUUCCACACAGGCGUUGGCGCAGAUUCCGCCACACAACCGAUGCGAACCCCCUCCCGAUUUCGUAGAGCCAUCGCAUUCAGCGCAUUUGGGCUGCUCUUCGCAGGUCUGGGAUUUACUGCAGCUACGAGCCCUCUCGUGCCUGGUCUCCUCGACGUAACACGGCAUCGUUCUGACGAGGAUAGCUUGCGCGCCUAUGUCCCCGAGGAUGACGAAGCAAAGGCAAUCGACGACUUCAUCAAGGGCCAUCCCCUUGCGGCGGAGAUGCGACAGAACCCUGACAUGACCGAGUCUCGUCCCCACAUGAGGCUUCCUGAUACUCUACGACGUCACAAUCUUACAGGUGGCACGCUCCUGGGCCCCGGACGCAUUUCAGUCCCUCCCAUCUGCUGGACCGAGAAGGGUGGCAAGUCGCUCGUCUCCAUCUCUCACCUUGGGACCGACGUCUGCGGCCAUCCUGGCAUUGUUCAUGGUGGACUGCUUGCUACCAUGCUCGAUGAAGGCCUGGCACGGUGCUGCUUUGCUGCGCUUCCACACAAUGUCGGUGUUACAGCUAAGCUUGAGAUCAACUACAGGAAACCGGUACACGCAGGCACGUAUGUCGUGUUGCGGGCGCGGACAAUCAGAGUCGAAGGACGCAAGGCUUGGGUUGAGGGCCAGCUGGAAACGUUGGCAACAGAGGGAGAGGAGCCUGUGGUUCUGGCACAGGCUUCUGCGCUGUUUGUUUCUCCCAGGUUUGCAGCGAUUAUGGCGAAGCUCAAUGCAACUUCUUGAGAGUGAUGUUCCGAUAAUGACGUUUGCGAGUCGAGCAGUC